Molecule: messenger RNA, 2723 nt
Organism: Myripristis murdjan (pinecone soldierfish)
Lineage: Eukaryota; Metazoa; Chordata; Actinopteri; Holocentriformes; Holocentridae
Gene: matk
Product: megakaryocyte-associated tyrosine kinase
Exons: 12
Coding region: 37-1428 (463 amino acids)
Biological process (GO): protein phosphorylation
Molecular function (GO): protein binding; ATP binding; protein tyrosine kinase activity
Source: RefSeq, a predicted model, not a curated record
GUGUUGGAAACCCAUCUUUAUCCAAGCCUUCCCCUGAUGAUGUCAGUGAAGAGCUGGGCUGCAGGUACACAGUGUGUAGCCAAGGGGGACCACAGGAAGCCCAAGUCUGGUGAACUGGCAUUCCGGAAAGGAGACAUUCUCACCAUUCUGGACGCAGACAUGGGAAAGGGCUACUACAAGGCAAGACACAACGUCACAGGAGAGGAAGGGCUCAUAACCUCCACCAGCGUUCGUGAAAGAGAGGCCAUCCGCAUCGACCCCAGUCUCAGCCUCAUGCCUUGGUUCCAUGGGAAGAUCUCAGGCCCAGAGGCGGUGUGUAAGCUGCGUCCGGUGGAGGAUGGCCUGUUCCUGGUGCGAGAGUCCAUCCGCCACCCUGGUGACUACGUCCUGUGUGUCAGCGUCUCCGGAGAGGUCAUCCAUUACCGGGUCAUGUAUCGGGACAACAAGUUGACCAUCGACAACAUGCAGUACUUCUACAACCUCAUUGACAUGAUAGAGUUCUAUUCAAAGAACAAGGGCUCCAUCGCUACGACUCUUCUGAAGCCCAAAGAAAAAGAAGGAGCCAAAUCUGCUGAGUUGGAAUUGUCUAAAACGGGAUGGCUGCUUGACAUCAGAAGACUCACACUGGGAGAGACGAUUGGUGAGGGGGAGUUUGGUGCUGUUUAUGAAGGAGAGUAUAUGGGCCAGAAGGUGGCGGUAAAGAACAUUAAAUGCGAUGUCACAGCUCAAGCCUUCCUGCAGGAGACCACAGUCAUGACGAAGCUCCAGCAUAAAAAUCUGGUCCGCUUGUUGGGCGUCAUCCUUCACAAUGGUCUUCAUAUUGUCACAGAGCUAAUGGUCAAGGGAAAUCUUGUGAACUUUCUGCGGACAAGGGGCCGGUCAGUUAUUAACAGUGUCCAGCUGCUCCGCUUCGCACUAGAUGUGUGUGAGGGGAUGGAGUACCUGGAGUCUAAGAGGUUUGUUCACAGAGACCUGGCAGCCCGUAAUGUCCUCGUCUCUGACGACAGCGUGGCCAAGGUCAGCGACUUUGGCCUCACCAAAGUGGACAGCAAGGCCUCAGAUCACGCCAAACUGCCGGUCAAAUGGACCGCCCCCGAAGCUCUGAAGAAAGAGAAGUUCUCCACCAAGUCAGAUGUGUGGAGCUAUGGAGUUCUUUUAUGGGAAAUCUUCUCCUAUGGUCGGCAACCCUACCCCAAGAUGUCUCUGAAAGAGGUGAAGGAGAAAGUGGAAGAGGGCUAUCGCAUGGAGGCUCCAGAAGACUGUCCUCCUGGGGUUUACUCCCUGAUGAAGAGCUGCUGGGAGAAGGAGCCACGCAGGAGGCCCUCUUUCCACAAGCUGAGGGAGAAACUCGACAGAGAGCUGGGUAAACACAGCCCGAGCCCUGGGCUGGCAUGCAGGGAUGGGAUUAGGCCUGGAUCUGGACGCUGAUGUCAGUCAAACUCACAGCGGUGGGAUGGCCAGUCCGUUCUUGGAUGAAUUAACCCAGGUACUGUUCCUGCGCCUCGUGUCGGGGUGAUGUGGCUGACAUCACAUGAGACAGGCCUGUCAGGUGAACUCACUACAAAACUGAGGCACACUGAAGCUGUUUGAACUGGAUUCUUCUCCCGUGUCUGAUGGGACAAGACGGUGCACAUUCAGCUGAUCAUCAUGCGGCGCUGGUGACUGUAAGGUUUCAUGGCUUGAGCCAAGAAAAGGACAAGUGCUAACCAUGACUGCCUGCACUUAAACACUUGAACUGGUAUCAUUUGAUAUGCCAUGAAAUAUAAUGAACUCUGCUUUGCUGGUCUGAGCUAAGUAAACCUAGGUAAAUGAUAUGGCAUGAUAAUUCUUAAUUUAUUAUAUUGUGUGGUUGAGUUUACUAUGAAGUAGCAACCACCAGACUAUUAAAAUUUAAAGGGUCUUGAUCACAGAAAUUCCUUUCUGCCAUAAAGCCAAGUCAAAUGAGCUAACAACACAGUGUGCAACCACUACCCAUGAAGUUUAACACAAUGCUUACACUUUUCCAGCAGCAAAACUAUUCUUUCUACACCCACACAGUUACUUCAAUAGAACAGUUACAGACAGAAACAAAUUUGGCAGUGCAGGAGCAUUUAAUUUUGGUGAUGACACGCCUAAGUGCCUUCAAGGCUAAUGUGUCUUUCAUUUCAGUCCCAGUUCAGUCAGGUCAGUGCAACUGGGAUUCAGCACCCUCUGUUUUUGCCAGAUUAAUCUGAUCAAAAACCAUUUCACAUGUAGAAUAGAGAGAAACUCAUUUGUCUUCAGUGUCUUGGAAGCAUGUCAGGAUAAAAGAGAUGGAGAGAAAGGGGGAAAAUCCUAGAUUAAAUGUAAAAUCACCCAAAUCUGCUUGUUUCCCAGCAUAAAUGACCAACAAUAUGCCUUGGACCUUGGUCUUUACAUGGGAAAUCUUGAAAUUUAUUACUGAUAAACAUAAGGAAUUACAAAGCGGUCUGGAUUUUACUGAGACAGGGUGAGACAGUUUGUUUUCUGUAGACCUUUCAUGUUUAUGCUGAUUAUUUUAUUUAAGGGACAAUGCACAUUAAUGCACAUGAGCACUUGGACCCAUCAUGUCAGUGUUUUCAUUUGCACUCCCUGGGCAGGUUGAUGGUUACAGGGCUUGGUUUCCGCAAGCAUCACAGUGUUUAGGCCUUUUUCAAAGCCAAAGGAUAAAGACGAUUUUCUUGCCAAGUUAUUUUUUGGGGGGGAGUGGCAGGAGGGGAGGUUGA